UUUAGUUUGUUUACAAAAUGGCGCUGAAAGACAAAUUUCGGUUGAAAACAGAAAGAAAGUGUUCAUUUGCCAUAUACUGAACUUCACCAAGAUCUAAAGACGAAAACAUACAAUGAAGUAUGUGACAUUAACUUUAAAACAUCGAUUCCUGGUUUUGAACUUCCAAGAAUGACUGACAAACCUAAAAAUGUUGGUGGCGAUUUUCGUCUUGCUGUUCUUCGAGAUUUGGGUAACCAGUUGCAGAUAAAAGCAGAAAGAAUGCGACUGUUAGCACGUGCAGAAGAAGGACUUGAGGAUGUUGAUUACAAUCCGUAUUCAUCAACACAUUUGCCUCGAGAAGCCACCUCCAUACUAACAGAAAUGAAGGUGAAAGAACCAAAAUUUGUUCAGAGUCACCCAAAAUCAAAGAUUCCAUCGAUGAUGCAAGCUGACAAUGAAAAAAAAGUUCCAGGACAAUUACAACCAGAGUCCAGCAAACCGGCCACAGCUGCAAGACAGAGAAGGCGUAACAAGGUCAAACCUGGGUCAAUGGGACAUACCACUAUAGAUAUCAAACAUUACCGGCCUGGCUACACAUGGAAUAGGGGUGGCAGGAUGAAGGAAAUUAGAAUCAGACAUUUGGCUAGAAAGUUUCUUUUAAUCUGGAAGAAGAAAGUUUUUGGAAGGGUGACCCCUUCCCAAGCAAGGGAGCACUACAGACUAAGAUUACUGCGGCAGACUUUUAGAGUAUGGCAUGAAAUGUGGUGGGAAUUACGGAAGGAAUGGCGUCUCGUAGUUAGGGCUGAAUGCCAUCAUAGAUAUGUGUUAUGGCAAAGAACAUUUCGAGCAUGGAGAGAAUUUAUAGAAAGACAAAGGAUAAAAAAUGCAAAACUUGCCCUGGCAGAAAAACAUGCAUCCACAAAGUUGACAAGGAAAUGCAUUAUGGGAUGGUGGCUGUAUGUACACAGCAGACGGAAGAAGAACGAGAAGAAUAGACAAGCCCUAACAUACCAUAAAAAUCGUUUACUGAGAACCUGUUGGCAGCAGUGGUAUUCAAGCCAUGAGUUAGUGUUACACAGGCAGCAUAUAGAGACUGUGGCACUGCAGUUUUGGGCGUACAGAAUUCAGGCACAGUAUUGGUUGAUAUGGCAGUCUAAGUUAUCUGACAGGAAAUCGGGCGUGAUGAAGCAGUACCGUGCAGUAAGACAUCACAAUACCAUCGUUGUACGAAGAUGUUUCCAGGCUUGGAUUUCAUACUGGGCCAGGAGGCGACAGAAGAUGCAAGAAAAAUAUCACUGCAAAAGACUUUACCAUAAUACAAUUCUCACUCGUGCCUUUGGGAUAUGGUAUAGAGCUUUCCAAUACAGAGAGGUCCUGCAUGACAGACAAGACAGAAUUACUAAACUUGCCGAAACAUUCCAAAAGCGACAAGCCUUUGUGCACUGGAAACACUGUAUCCUUGCCUGGUCCUUGAUUACAAUGUACAUUCUAAUGAACAGUCUUGAAAAACAUCCAGUUGCAGGUUUGACUGUAGAAUGUGUAAUUUUUGUAAGGCUAUUUCAGAGUGCAGGAUUCUCGGCAUUCAGAUUAUGUGUGGUGCAGAGGCAUCUGAAGGUGAUGAGGAAUGAAAUGGCAGCUCAGAUGAGAUAUAAACAUUUGACACAAUGGGGAUGGUUGACGUGGCUGUCUAGGUGUGAGAACAAGGAAGAACUUAAAAUUGUCACUCAGUCACACGUAGCAUGGAAACAUUACAGGUUAGUGAUAAUGAGAAAAUGUUUCAACCAGCUACAACUGUAUGCAGAAUGGAGAAGGCACAGACAGGCCCAGUAUGCCAAGGCAGAUGCCCAUUUCUACAUGCAAGAGAUGCCGAAAUACAUGUUUAGGUUGAAAGUGUUUGUACAGCUAAUGAAAAACAAGAGAGAAAAUGCACAAAUCGCCAUAGAAUUCAGAAGGGAGAAUGGACUUGCUCGUUUUUUCUACCUGUGGGUGAAUCAGUAUGAAUUCAGUAAGGAGUACAGAAUGAAUGAGAGAAUGGCAAUUCUUCAUUAUGAUGGUAAAUUGUCUAAAAGGUUUUUCCUGUCCUGGAAGCAGAAGACUGAAGAUGUUCUUCAGGAAGCAGAGAAAAUGGAGGUAGCCACAGAACAUCAUAAUGAGGUGCUAUGUAGAAGAUAUCUGUCAUCCUGGAGAGGCUAUAUACAAAACAUCAAGAAAAGUCAGAGACAGGACAUAGAAGCUUCACGAUACUAUUGUAGAAGGAUCAUGAAGAGAUGUAUCCAUGCAUGGAUUAGUUAUACAAGACUGCGUAGAGAGAAGAAACGUAAAACGGAGAGAGCACGAAAUCACUAUCACAGAAGAUUGUGUCAGAAAGUUAUUGCCAUGUGGCUACAUUAUGUGGAUACACAAAGAGCAAUUAAUGCUCGUGUAGAAAUCAUGUACAGAAGAAAAUGUUUACUUUUUCUCAGUGAAGCAUUUCAUACAUGGAAGGAUAACAUUGGUGAACAGAAACUGGAACGACACACAGAGCGUGUAGCUGACAGGCAUUACACACUUAAAAUACUUGCCAAGGUGUUUACAGCAUGGCACAGAUUCUCUGCCAUCCAUGCUUACAAGAAGUCAGAAACAAGGCAGUGGGUUGAGUCUGCCCGGCAGCAUCUAGAUUCAAGAGUUGUAGAAAUAUAUUUUUUAAAGUGGAAAGCUUACCAUAUAGAACAUAUGAGUAUGAAGAUGAAAUAUGCCAGAGCAGUAGAACAUCACAAUGUCAAGGUCAAACUGAAGGUCAUGGUAACCUGGCAACAGUUCACCAAGGAAUCGAUCAGAAAAUCUCUUUUGAGAAAACAGAGUGACUGGUUCCAUAACUUACGUCUGACUGCCAGAUGUUUUAUUGCCUGGAAACAUGCUUAUAGUGCAGCACAGGUAGAAAAACAGAAGUCCAGUCUGGCACUCUGGCAUUGGUGUCUUAAUCUUCAUAGAAAGGUGCUUAUGGCGUGGUAUAUGUACACCCAGCAGUGUAAACACAAGAAAUCUCUUAUACAGACAGCCAUGGAAUGCAGAAGAUCUCGUCUGAUAAAAAAUGGCCUCACACAAUGGCUUAGAGUUGCAGACGACAUGUCAGCUAUGAGAAAACAAAUGGCAGUCCAGCAGCAAGCCAAGAAUGUAUAUGAGACCUAUCAGUUAGUACUGAGGUGUGGUCUUCACUGGAAAGCCUGGGCAAGUAAACGUCGACAGGCCAGGGGAGGUCCAAAACCUACCGUCAGUGUAGGUGAUGCCAGAGGGAGAGUUGGUACAACAAGGGUGGAUAUCUCUGCAAAGAAGGUAGAAAUGGGUGGCCAAUCAAUGAAUUCUACACCAAGAUUUCCAUCUUCAUUAUUCAAUACACCAAGAGAGGCACCUGAUAAUCAUAUGACAAGUGCACGAUCUCACACUGAUGGUACUCAUGAGCCACAGUUACUUGCCCCUGUUCUCACAGCAUCACCUGGAAGGUCAAAGGUUAUACGUGCUGGCGGACAGCAAAUUGGUGUGCAAGCACAGCCAAGGGCUAGACCAAGACAACCAAGUUUCUUGAUGGAAUCUUUAAAAAGGGCUGGUCUAUUUGUUCAUGAUACACAGAGUGAACUUCAAACAGACCAAGUUACAGAAGAUAAAAUGAAACAAAAUUUACAAGUUUCAAAGCAGACGACAGAGAUUGAAAGACUGAAUCUCUCGAAUCUGACCACCAACCAAUCAGAUGUAGAUACUGAUAGAACUGUAACUCCACAUGAUUUACACCAAGAGAGACCUGGUAUAAGCUCUACCAGAAGUGAACAGACUGUGUCUGAAUAUAGUGCUAGAGUACCAUUCAAAAAUUAUGGAAAUAGUAGGGAACCAGUCAGUGAUGUGGCAGUUCCUUGUGGCAAACAGUUAGAAAAAGGGGGACAACUACUGCUGACAAAAUUAUUAUUAAAUAGUGAUUUAAACUCAGAUGAAAAUGUCAUACCAAUUCAAAGACAGGACAGAUUUGGGAUACAACAAAAUACAGCUGGUCUAAAUGUAUCUAAUAUUUCCAAAUUUACCCUUAUGACACCAGCAGAUUUUCAGAGUAAAAAAGACACCUACAUUGUUAAUAAAGAUUCAACAUUUACUCCAAGGACUGUAUCUGAUGUAGGGUCAACAGUGGUCAGUGAAUGCACUUCUUUAGCCUCAACCCCAAGAGUAUUGUGUCAGAACUCGGACCAUAAUCAUCCUUUGUCAGAAACUCGUUCAUUUAGAGUAACAGACUUUAAAGAGCAGAUAACUCCAAGAUCAACCAGUUCUGUAACACCCAGAGAACAGUUGUCUUCCCUUGGAUUUGAAUCAAAUUCUACACAAAUGAUUCAGAAGGAAAUUAUAAUAAUAAGAAACAGACUGAAGAGCUUUGAUCAGAAGAAGAAAAAACUUCGAAAAAUGCAGAAACAGUUAAAGCAGCUCUGUGAUUGGCUCAAGGAUAUAGAGGUUAAAGGUCAGGAUACAGAAGAUGAUGAUGUCAUCAGUGCCAAACAGGAAGUGCAGGAGCUCUCCAAUGAUGUUGAAGUUCUAAAGAAAUCAGUGGAGGAGGAGAAAACACAAUGUGCCAGUCUUGUGGAACGUGUGAAAGUUCUUACCUCACAGUUGACAUCAUGAGCAUUAGUUGCUGUGUGAAACUGUUAGGCAUUUUUAAGUCUUCAACUAUAACCUGGAUGCAAACUCUUAACCUUUUGUGAGCCAACGAAAUCAACAAGGCUUCAUAUAGUGCACUAGUCUUGUGGAAUAUGUAAAAGUUCUUAGAUAAAUUUGGCUAUGUGAACUCUACCUGUUUUGUUAUAAUGUUUAGGACUCGGAUCUUUUAGAGAUCAGAUAUUUUCGCUGGGCCAGUAUUAUGUGAAUUAGGAAAAUUAACUUUAUUUUUUUUUCCUGAACACAUUCACUAAAUUAGUACGCAGUCUGGAAUGAAGUAGAGGUCUGGAAAGUCAUAUGUCCUAUGCUUGUAUCAGUGUGACGUUAAACCCAACAAAAACAAAAAAUGAAGUAGAGAAUAUUGUAUAAAAGUCUGCAAGAAGAGAAAAAAUCAGUUUACAGUGUAGUAAAGUAUCUUACUAUAGUUACAUCCAUGGUUAAUAUUUCAUGUAAAUGUUAAUCUAUCAACAUUUUAAACUUCACAUUACAUGUUGAUAACUCAGGUUUUCCUUUUUAAGCAUAUAUGUAUAAAUUUCUUAUUGAUGAUAAUUUCAAGGCUCUUCAGUGACACUGUUAUAGUGGAGAAAAAUUCAGUGCUAUUGAUUGAUUAUUAAUAUCAGGAUGUUACUGACAUGUUGUUAUUAGAAAUCCACUAUUGGAAAUACACAAUUUUCGAAAAUACACAUUGUUACAAAUACACAAUUGACAGAAAUGUGGAAAUGCACAGUUUUUAGGAAUAAACAGUUUAGAGUACACAGUUGUCAAAAAUGCACAGUUGUCAGAUUCACAGAAUGGUUAGAAAUACACAGUUUACCGAAAUAUAUACAUGUCAGAAUGUACAGUUGUCAAAAAUACACAAUGUUUGAAUUCACAUUUGUAAGAAAUACACUGUACCUGAAACACACGGUUCUCAGAAUUAGUCCUUUUGACACAAAUAUUACAUAGCUUUACACUGCACAGAGUAGCUUCCAUCCAGACAGGUCAAAUUUUUAUUUACUUGAGGAAGUUAAAGCAGUGUAACUAGUUUAAUUUCUUUGAAAUAACCCUUCCUGCUAAUAGUUCAAGGGGGACGAACCUUCCAUUGGUUUUGAACAGGAAGGACAUAAAUCUUCGUAUUAAUAGAUUUAAUGGGAAGGGUUUUGUCAUACCUGUUACAACUGUGGGAGUCAUUCAGUUCACCUCAUCAGAAAAGUGGGAGAGUCUUUGUCUUGCUUGUGUCAACAGUGGGAGGGGUUUAUUUCAUUUCAUGGGUUUUGUCUAUUUUAUCUACAGCAUAUAUUCAUUCUUGCAUAUAAUGUAAAAUGUUAUUUUGCUAUUGUUACAAUGCAGAAAAAUGUUGUUGGUCACUCACAGACAAAAAAGUGAAGAGUUUAUUUGAAUAGACCUAUUUCAUGAACUUAAUUUAGUUUUAGUAUGAAAAGCCAGAGUUAUAUUGUAAAAUGUAAAAUGCAUGGUUAAAAAUAAAAUUAACAGGUCUUUGAAAAUGUGUUUUUGGUUUUAGAAACUUGGGAAAGUUUGAAUACCUGUAAUGUACUGUCAGACAUUUUAAAUCGUGACAUUAAAGGGAGAAUGGCUCCAGAUUUUGUAUCAAAUAUUUCAAAACUAAGAAAGUGCUUUUAUGCAUUAGUAAUUGCGGAUAAUAUAAGAAACUUUCACUGGUUGAAGGUAUAGAUUGAAAUAUCUGGCUCAAGGGUAGCUGUUAAGGUGGUAACGAGGCUCUGUCAAGUUACUGCUAAAUGUGUACACAAGAGCUGGGUGUUUCCUUCUACACCUACAACCUGUUUUCUGGCAUACCAUAUUCUUCAAGUAUUAGAAGUUAAAUAAAACAAAUGCUUUUCUUUUAAGCACUGUUUGAUUGUAGUAACAUAUAAAUUGAUGCAUUCAUUCAUAAACUAUAGACAUCUUAUAUGCUGGGGUGUUAGUCAAUUUUUUCCAGCAUCGACAAAAAGACAGGAAAAUCCUGUUUGAUAUACAAGAAUUAAGUAAAGUUCAUUCUACAUAAAAAGUUAUCUUGAAAAACACUCUUGUAGUCAUUUUGGUUUGGUGAAAUUUUAACUUUUAGAUCGAAUUCAUAUACAUGUAUAUAAAUUUCCUGUUUCUUCUGUCCAUGAUACUUUCUCUGAUUCUUGAACAGUGUUGCCACUUCAAUCAAUAAUUGUGACAUGAUUUUUCAAAGCAUUGUUACAACUCAAGAUUUACAAUAGUUAGAAUUCAAUUUGUUCGGGUUUAAGGAACACAAUAAUAUAUUGCUCUUCCUAUGAAUCUUGUUAAAUAUUAGUUAUGCUAGUAUAUUCAUAUUUAUUAAAUAUUUAUUAAAUAUAUUUACAUAAAAAGUGA
Molecule: messenger RNA, 6984 nt
Organism: Mercenaria mercenaria
Lineage: Eukaryota; Metazoa; Mollusca; Bivalvia; Venerida; Veneridae
Product: protein SFI1 homolog
Exons: 29
Coding region: 169-4614 (1481 amino acids)
Molecular function (GO): phosphatase binding
Source: RefSeq, a predicted model, not a curated record